Messenger RNA from Mytilus trossulus (common blue mussel), 3528 nucleotides. Its product is annotated as alpha-mannosidase 2C1-like. Gene Ontology annotation, biological process: mannose metabolic process; oligosaccharide catabolic process. Lineage: Eukaryota; Metazoa; Mollusca; Bivalvia; Mytilida; Mytilidae. The coding region runs from base 188 to 3337 and encodes 1049 amino acids. Gene Ontology annotation, molecular function: alpha-mannosidase activity; carbohydrate binding. The transcript has 30 exons. The record is from RefSeq and is a predicted model, not a curated record.
CGUAUAUUCUAAGAUUGGAAGAAAGGUAUAAUCAUGGUUACAUUCCCCACGCCCUAAUUGUCUCCUACCAUUUGCAGAAUUUUGAUCGCCGGACUUUGCAAAAUUUCACACCUCUGAACUUAUGACACAAGUAGUGGGUUCUCAGAUGACAAUAAAUAAGUAAGAAUUGGAGAAAUAUUUCAAUGAAAUGGAGACUGUGGUGUUGAAACACAAGAGAACUACAUUGGAGAGAGCAGAGAAAUUUAUUUCUAAGGAUUACUUUACAGAUGUAAACUUGGCUGGAAGACUUUACACAAAGAAAGCAGCGCUGAAAAAUCUCACUCAUUUUGAAGCACCAUAUAGAAUCAGAUAUAAUCAAGCUGUGAAAGGAAAAUAUAAUGAGACAACAGUAGGAACUUCUUUUGGACCAACAUGGAGUACCCAUUGGUUUUAUCUGGAAAUUGAGGUUCCAUUAGAAUGGGCAGGACAGGAAGUUCAUUUGUUAUGGAAUUCUGGGUCAGAGGCUUUGGUAUGGCAAGAUGGAUGCCCAUUACAGGGAUUAAGUGUAGCAUUUAAGAGAACCUCUUUUCCAUUAAAUCAAGCAAAGGUUGAUGGGAAAAAUAGGUACAAGCUGUAUGUUGAAAUGGCCUGCAACACAUUAUUUGGAGCAGGAGACGGUCUGAUUAACCCACCAGUACCAGAUAAAACAUUCACUUUGUCCCAGGCAGAAAUUUCUGUGUUUCAUAGAGAUGUCUUUGAAUUGAUAUUAGAUAUUGAAACACUCCAUGAUAUGGCAAAGCAUCUACCAGAAGAGUCUGAGAGAGGUUACAUAGCACUGUAUACUGUUAAUGAUAUGAUUAACACCAUCAUCCUGGAUGACAAGGCUAGCUAUUCCAGAGCACAUACAAUGGCUGAGAAGUUUUUACACCAAGGCAAUGGUCAAGGUCAUCAUACAAUUCAUGCAAUGGGACAUGCUCAUAUAGAUUCAGCUUGGUUGUGGCCAUAUGGAGAAACUAUCAGGAAAUGUGCUAGGAGUUGGUCUUGUACUGUACAACUGAUGGAGAAAUAUCCAAACUUUACUUUCACUUGUUCUCAGGCUCAGCAAUAUUAUUGGGUGAAAGAACACUACCCAAAAUUAUACCAGAAGAUUAAACAGUUAGUGAAGUCUGGGCAGUUUAUUCCAGUUGGUGGUACAUGGGUAGAGAUGGAUGGAAACCUACCAAGUGGCGAGUCAUUUAUAAGACAAUUUUUGUAUGGACAAAAGUUUUUCAAAGAGGAAUUUGAUUUGCAAUGUAAAGAGUUUUGGUUGCCAGAUACAUUUGGAUAUUCAGCACAGCUUCCCCAGAUCAUGAAAACUUGUGGCAUUAACAGAUUUUUGACACAGAAACUCAGCUGGAGUCUGUUCAACAAAUUUCCUCAUCAUACAUUUAUGUGGGAAGGGAUUGAUGGUUCAAGAGUUCUGACUCAUUUUCCCCCUGGAGAUUCUUAUGAGAUGAAAGGACAGGUAGAAGAAGUGGUAAGAACAAUAAAGAAUUAUAAAGAUAAAGGCAGGUCUAGUAAAAGUGUUUUCCUGUUUGGCUAUGGUGAUGGAGGAAAUGGGCCAUCAGAGGAGAUGUUACAGAGAUUGAAAAGACUUGAAGAUGUCAAUGGAUUACCAAGAGUAGAAAUGAGUACACCAGAUAAGUACUUUACCUCAGUAGAACAAGAGGAUAUCUCAAAGUUAUGUCGAUGGAGAGGAGAAUUGUACUUAGAACUGCACAAUGGUACAUAUACUACUCAUGCUAAGCUGAAAAGAUACAACAGAAAAUGUGAAUUUAUGCUCCAUAACCUGGAAUAUUUAGCAGCAAUAUCAGCACUGACAAGUAAGGGAUACAGUUAUCCCAGAGCUGAACUGGAUCUGAUGUGGAAACAAAUACUUCUAAACCAGUUUCAUGAUGUCUUACCUGGCUCUUCUAUUGGAGAGGUUUUUAAAGAUGCUGUAGAUUUAUACAAAGAUGUGGAGAAAAAGUAUAAAAAAUUACUGAGUGAAGUUCCCUUUACUAAUGAGAAAAAGUCAGAUAACUCCAGCAUCAUCAUUCAUAACACUCUUGGAUGGGAGAGGAAAGGAGUUAUUGCCCUUGAUAAUAAGGGUCAAAGUGCAUCUAAGAAACGUCGUGUCUCUUCUGACAGUGAUCUUACGCAGAUUGACAGUUUUGGUCAAACUUUAGCUUUUAUGGAAGUAGGAGGUUAUGGAUACACAGUGUAUAAACCAAUAGCUUGUCAACAUCAUACACAUGCAUUCAAAAAGGGACAAUUACAUUGGUUGAAAAACAAGGUAGUUAGUGCAGCAUUUGAUUAUGAAGGUAGAAUGACACAGCUACAUCUCCAUGGUGUUGAAAGAAAUGCCAUAUCCAAAGAUUACCAUGGCAACCAGUUUGUUAUAUUUGAUGACAUUCCAUUGUUCUGGGAUGCAUGGGAUGUUAUGGAUUACCAUCUUGAGACCAGAAAACCAAUCAACGAAAAACUGCAACAUGUAAAGAUUCUAGAUGAAGGACCACUGAGAGCUUCAUUGGAAUUUUCACUGAAGAUAAGUGAUAAAAGUUAUAUAAAACAGGUUAUCACUUUGGAUGCUGAGUCCCCUUACUUCAGAUUUGACACAGAGGUCACAUGGCAUGAAAAUAGAAAAUUCCUUAAGGUAGAAUUCCCAACAUCAAUUCACUCUUUGCAAGCUUCAUAUGAUAUACAGUAUGGCCACCUACAGAGAACCAAUCAUAACAAUACAUCAUGGGAUUCGGCUCAGUUUGAGGUCUGUGGACAUAAAUGGGCUGAUAUAUCAGAGCAUGGUUAUGGACUGGCAUUGAUGAAUGAUUGUAAAUAUGGUUACUCUUGUUUUGACAACGUUCUUAGACUUUCUCUGUUGAGAUCACCAAAAGCUCCAGAUGAGACAGCUGACAUGGGAGUCCAUCAGUUUACAUAUGCUGUAAUGCCACACAAAGAAAGUUUUCAGGAGGCUGGUGUAAUACAGCAAGCUUAUGACUUGAACUGUCCUCUAUUUACAACAGAAGUUCAGGGAGAAGUUUCAUCAACGUCACAGUCAUAUUUCAAAGUGGAUAAUUCACAAAUUAUAUUGGAGACUGUAAAAAUGUGUGAAGAUCAAACUAAGGACAAGACUCUUGUACUGAGAUUGUAUGAGUCCUAUGGUGGAAAAGGGAAAGCAGUACUCUCAUCUUCAUUACCAGUCAAAACAGCCCAGAGAUGUAAUGCAUUGGAAGAGAUUAUAGAAGAUACACAUAAAUCAGUGGCAAGGAUAGAGGGAGACAUUCAUCUGUCAUUCCAACCAUUUGAAAUCAUAACUAUAAUGGUAGAGUUUAGUCUUUGAGUUAAAAUGUUUUUGCUUGUCUUGAAUUUUUAUAGAUCCUUGGGACUAGUUGUCUACAUAAACAGAUUAGAAAGAUGUUCUAUUAGAGUUAAGAUUUACGCAAUAUUUGGAGGAAAUUUUGUUCAUGGCCAUAUGCAUUAUGUUUGAAAUCAAUAAAAAGUUGCUUACAAAUUGCAUUUUGAUCAUUUUGU